Acanthoscelides obtectus is the source of this 3649-nucleotide messenger RNA. NCBI's taxonomy places the organism in Eukaryota, Metazoa, Arthropoda, Insecta, Coleoptera, Chrysomelidae. The record is from the annotation of a GenBank genome assembly.
UUUAGACUUGUUGUUAAGUAAAUAUAUAAAAAGAUCAUUUCAGUCCUUUUUCUCCCAGUGCAAACCACUUACUGUCAAGUACUAAAAUGGAAGACAAUCGCACAACUCAUCGUAACCCUCCAUAACGGUGUCUUUGUAUCCGUAGAUCUCAGCGCUACUUCCUUCCAUUUUGGUACUUGACUAUAACUGAAUGUUUCAUCAACCACACUGCUGUCACUCUCAUCGACACCCGCCAAUCGCUAAUAUCGAUCUCAUCCACACAGAGCACGCUACUCGCAGAUGAACGACGAGGCAAUCAUUGUAAACACGAUAGGUUGCACACUGGUGGCGCUGGCGAUCGUUGUAGGAUACAUCCUGCAAAGGGACGAGUUCCGAGACACGUACACCGAAUGGAAGGACGAAGGGAUUAUAGUGAAUUCAUUGGGCAUGACCUUCGUAGCAUUAGCCAUCUUGAUAAUCUACGCUGUCCGCAGCCCAUCACUAUCCGGAGAUAGCGCCAAGGUACUGGCCAACGAACGUUUGUAGGAGCAGGCGCCCAAUGGCGCCCCAAGAGCCUCGGAAACCCAGCAGGCGCCUCCCAGCAAUGGAGACGCGCCAAAUGUCAAUGAAGUCACGGUGGAAGAAGGACAGGAGCGAUUCUAGAUCGAUCAUGGACGUUGCUCUUUAGGCUAACACGAUCAGGAUAUAGUGGUUGGAUUUUGGAAAAGUCAUGAAAUAUCACCUAUAAUUUGAUUAAGUUGUAUGCUACGAUUUGUAUUUUAGACUUUUACUAGGUGCCAUGUACCAUGUCAUACGCAAAGAAUAACGAAUAAAGAGAUAAAUAACGUCGGCCUACACACAGUGCCAUGAUGUAGCAUGACCGUUCAUAUUUAUGGCGAACUGUUGCCAUCCUUUUGUUCACAUCACAAAGCUAUUGACUAUGCUUCUUUAAACUUUGGGUCUAUACCACACUUUUCGAAAAUCUAUCUCACUACCUUUGUUAUAUGAUCAACAUUCCCAUGAUUUUUGAAAAAUAAUUUAAUUUCAGCAUUGAAAAGUAUGUACAGCUUAUCCGGCCAUAAAUUGCCCACUCCUCGUGCCUUUUUUAAAUGAUAGUUUAGAAAAAAAUUGUACUGAAAAGUAAUGGGAUCUAAUAUAAACCUGUGUGUGUAAUGCUUUUUGACUCUGAAAAAUGCUAUCAAAUAAGAUUGUGUUUUUUAAAUGUGACACCAUGUAUAUUUUUAGUGAAAAUUAUGGUCGCUUUCUUUCCGAUUCCAAAUAUGUAUGGUUUCUUAUACUGCGUAGACGGCUAAAUCUGUACCUAGCUGGUUUGAGCUCGGUUACACAUGAAUAAAUAGCACACACAAUUUUAGUUUUUGUUAAAACUAGUGAGAAUAAGAAGGAUGAAUAUAUAUUUGUAAUCAGUAAAUAAGGUGUCUAUUUUGCAAAAAUACAACUUUACUAGGUGGCACCUUUCUUAGACAAAAACAAGAUGUGUGAAAGACUUCAUCUCAGAAUAGAACUAUUUUUUCUUAACGAUCAUAGAAAAAAGUUAGAUCUGGACAAUUCAUAGCGAGACACCCUGUACAUCUCACCUGAGCUAUGUCGAUAAUGUCCAUGUACCUUACUCCUAACUAUCCAGGAGUUUCAAAGAAGUGCACAAAUUUUGUUGAAAUUAAUCCAGGCAUGUGUGUCAAUUUCUGCUACGUAGAAGGCGGUAAAAAAAUUGCAAUAAUAAAACAAUAUAUAGGUAUUGACUCUUAACAGCCUUCUUAAUUAUCUGAAAUCCACCAGCCGUAUCAGUUUUAAUUGUUCUCAAAAAUGACACUCACAAAUUCCGCAGAAGGGCUAGAAACAUUUCUAAAUCGAAAGUGAUUUUGUGAAACAUCGAAUUUAAGGCAAAAUGCAUCUUACAUUACAUCCGCAUUCUAAAAACAUGGUGUACAAUAUUGCAAGUAUCAAAUGUAUACAUCAAAGGCCUAAAGAAAAAGCUAAUAAUCAAAGUAGCAUAUUUAUGCAGCGAGUAGAAUCGAACAUAAAGCAUUAUAUCUCAUAACCCAUAACAAUGACCAAUGUGAUAAAUGCAUGGAUAAACGCAAACGAAACACAAUUCGAUUCUACAACGAAAACCUAUGGUGACUUGAUCGCUAUGCCAAACUAAUUGUAGUUGUAUUUUAUAAUAGGAAAUGUAAUCACUAAAUGUCACUACUUCUUCAUUAUUCACUAUCAUAAGGUUAUGUUUUUGUAGGUAUAUAUCUAGCUAGGUGUCAUGAGUAGAAACAUAUAGGCCAAUAAUUGUAUCCACAUCUGUUAUCUACAGAUCCUUCGUGUUUAUGAAACUAGUUUUACUUUCGCCCUGGUCCACAAACAACCGUGCUAGAUGGAAGAAGACAAACAAAGCAAUAGAGGAUUACAAAAGUAAUUUGACUUUCUUAGAAAAUUCCCUUCGAUUGUGAAAGUUUGUUUUAUUGUAUUUGUAAUGGAUGGAAAUAAAAAUUGUGUGAGAUCCAGGAAUGGUAUGAUAAUUUCUAUCUAGUCAAAUAUGACCACAAAUCAAAACAUUUAUGGUGUAUGUAAGUUCAACAAAUACCAUAAGAAAAAUAAAAAACCGGACAGUCCUUUUCACGUAAUUCAAGAAGUUAAUCUCUAACUGUUUUUUUUUUGAGAGGCCAUUUUAGAAGAAAUUGGUGAACUACUUUCAUAAAAGUGAAGGCCUAUGUAUUCACCAAGAACCCAACAUUGUUGUUUUCUAAAAAGGCUGAUUUCACCGCUAGGUCAACUUUUUAGACUUUUAUACGACGUUCACAUCAGUUGUUCCAAAUAAUUGUUCAAGAUGGAAUGAUUUUUAUUACAUUUUUUAUCAUUUCAUCUGAAUCACUUGGACAACUACGAUGAAUAAUAUUCAUAGAUAUGUUCUGAUCCGCUCGGAAUUCCAAAACAAGGUGUAUGAUACUCAUGAAUAAUUAUGAGCUAUCAAAACGUUUUCGAAUACUGCUCCGCCAAAUUAACCAGUGGAUCAAUAUGUAAAUAAACUUUAGGCAAGAUUACCUUGAUAAUCAAAUACUCUGUGUGCGUGCUAUGUAAUGAAGUUUGAGAUUUUUUUAAUAUCAGUUUUCAGUAUAUUUGGAUUGAUAGUGGAUGAAUUCUAACACCAACCGUUGAAGAUCAUAAUGGUGACAAAAAACUUAUUUAUUAUAUCGUUUGACCCACUCUCGACCAUUCACUAUAAGUCCUUUUGUAAAGGAAAACAAAUUAAUUCGAUAUUGAAUUUCGUUAGCUUUAAUUGUUUGAAGCAUUGUAUGUUCAAAACUAUAAUCCAUGUUAUGUAGAGACAGAAUAUAUUAGGUGAAUUACUGAUUAUCAAUAUAAGUAUUAAAGUACAAUGUUUAUUUAAAGGACCAAAAUAAAUAACUAUUUGCUAUAUUAUAUGUUAUGUUAAGCAUGUUACAUUUGUUAGUUAUAUGCUCCAUAUUACUUUAUUUAUACCUACUUGAAAUAUUUUUAAAAUAGUCGCAUAAUCUAUAAGUGAAUAUAUGUGUAAAAUUAUUUAAAUAGAUUUUAACCAAUGUAUUCCAGUUAUUUUUACUUUUACCAAAAAAAACGGAAGGAAAUACGCCCCACCACUGUACAUUGUACGAUUUAUGAGUUUAAAUAAAUGUAUUCCAGUUGU